AUGGCUUCUAUGUGUUGCAUUGUACCAGAACAUGUAUUGGAAAGAGCUGUGGAGGCAAGACAGGUACCGCAACACAUUCUCAAUGCUUGCCAGUCUACCCUUGAGAAAACAAGAGAACUACAAAAUACCCGUGUCGCGCACGGCCGACAUCUCUUGUUUGGCCAGGAGCAACAGCCUUCCGAAGGUAUCGUUCCGCCUUACAUCCAUGAAAUAAUUGCUCGGCAAGCCGUAACGGAAGAGCAACGCGAUUCAUCUCUUAGUACAGUUGCGCAUGAUACUAAGUAUCGUGUAGUUGCAGGAAAGAUACGUCGUUUAAAUCGUACGAUUUACAAUGCGCACCACUCCAUGGACGAAGAUCCUGCUCGUGACAAGAUCAUGAUCAAAGAAGGCGGCCCUCCCAUCACCAAGGAGCAAGACCCAAGCUAUGAUGCUAAUGAAUGCUAUAAUGGAUUCCAGAAGACAUAUGACUUCUACUUUGAAUUCUUCAAGCGAGACUCAAUUGACGAUCGGGGGCUCAAGCUCGACGGCUUCGUGCAUUAUGGAGACCGCUAUCUGAACGCCUUCUGGAAUGGCAAAGAAAUGGUUUUCGGCGAUGGAGACGGCGUUAUCUUCAAUGGAUUCACCGAUGAGCUGGACGUUAUAGGCCACGAGCUUACCCACGGGGUCGUGCAGUAUACGAUGGGGAAACAAUCCAAUUGGCUCAUCGCUGAGGGAAUCUGGGGCAAAGGCAUCAACGGCAGAGGUCUACGUGAUAUGAAGGCACCUGGAACAGCUUACGACGACAGUAAAGUCGGAUCCGACCCGCAACCGGCACACUGGAAGAGUUUCAAGAAACUCCCACUUACGAGUGAUCGUGGUGGCGUCCACAUAAACUCUGGUAUACCGAAUCGUGCUUUCUAUCUCGCUUCUACAAUGAUUGGGGGCUAUUCAUGGGAGACUGCUGGGCCUGUUUGGUACAAGGCUCUAACGAGCGGUGAACUCAGCGAGAACGCAACAUUCAGGGAAUUUGCCGAACUUACUAUUCGAAAUGCUGGUGACUAUGAAGAGAAGAUCAGGGAAGCUUGGAAACAGGUUGGGUAUCCGUUUGUUGAGGGCAGGGAUGAGCUGUAA
This is a messenger RNA of Penicillium canariense, 1110 nucleotides long. Its product is annotated as M4 family metallopeptidase. The record is from RefSeq and is a predicted model, not a curated record. The coding region runs from base 1 to 1110 and encodes 369 amino acids. Gene Ontology annotation, molecular function: metalloendopeptidase activity. The transcript has 2 exons. Gene Ontology annotation, biological process: proteolysis. Lineage: Eukaryota; Fungi; Ascomycota; Eurotiomycetes; Eurotiales; Aspergillaceae.